Messenger RNA from Danio aesculapii, 2771 nucleotides. RefSeq names its product beta-1,3-galactosyltransferase 2. The record is from RefSeq and is a predicted model, not a curated record. The coding region runs from base 550 to 1719 and encodes 389 amino acids. NCBI's taxonomy places the organism in Eukaryota, Metazoa, Chordata, Actinopteri, Cypriniformes, Danionidae. Gene Ontology annotation, cellular component: membrane. The transcript has 2 exons. Gene Ontology annotation, molecular function: N-acetyl-beta-D-glucosaminide beta-(1,3)-galactosyltransferase activity.
UCCCCCAGCUUCUAUUCUUCUAAUGAUCAAAACAGCACAACCGCAGAAAAGGACAAAGCUCCACACAGAAUUAAACCGCUGCAUGGCAAGAAGAAAGACAUUCUGCAAGGAAUAGAGAUGGACCAUCUUCUGAGCAAUAAGUCAGCCGUGAAAUGUUUAUGCGUUGUGCAUCGUUAUCAUAUCUGAGUCAUUUUUCGACACGGGAGAGGCAGUUAGUGGUCUAGGCAACUGAAAUUAUGAAGGAAACACCAAAAGGAAUGGCAAAUCACUGAACUGCUUAAAAACAUUAUGCGUGACAUCUGCAGAAAGGCUAGCUGCUAAGCAAACGGAUAAAAAGCAGAGGAGUGGCAAAUCAUUGGAGAAGAAAGAUGUUGGGAUGGCAGGAGCUAGGUCCAAUGGUUUAGUGAUAAAGCAGCACAAAGCAUGCAUCUACAAAGAGACUGCUGAAGCAGACGAUGAGCAACAGUUUUAUUCAAACCAAGCGAAAGAAUCUUACAUAUCUGGACUUCCAAAGAGACAAACAAAUCAAAUCAUCAGAAAUCCAAAGUAAUGAGGCGAUGGAAGCGGCGGCACAGAUACUGCAGUCUUGCUCUUUUUCUCAUGCUCCUAGUAUUUGUCGGAGGCCUGAUCAUGCAGGGUCACUGGUGGCCUGGUCAAAUCAAUCAAGAGAAGCUUGCAUCUCAAGUGCCCGAAACUAUGAAAGUCUUCUCCAACCACACCAUGAUGAACCAAAAUAAGUUGAGAGAGCCUGAAGAGUCUAGCACACAACUGAUAUCAAAUGAAAAUGUAAUUUCAGCUUUGGACAAAAGUUUGGUGCAGGAAUUUGAGAACUCAAACAUCAGUUCAAGUGGAGAGAUGAGAGCAGCGAGGAUACUUAAAGAUGAGCCUUACAAGUUCAUCCUUAAUGAGCCUAAUGCAUGUCUGCUGCGGGCUCCUUUCUUAGUGCUUUUGAUCGCUGUUGAGCCCAAGAAAUCAGAUGCCAGGGAUGCUAUCAGGAAAACGUGGGGCAAUGAAAAUUUGGCUGGGGAAUUUGGUGUAAUCCGUCUGUUCCUCAUAGGGGUCAACAAAGACACCCAGAGCAAUGGUGGAAAACUACAGCUUGCGAUAGAAAAUGAAAGUCGACAACAUCAUGAUAUCAUCCAGCAAGAUUAUAGGGAUGCUUACAAAAACCUUACAUUGAAGACUCUAAUGGGAAUGUACUGGAUCACAAAGCAUUGUCCAGAGGCCAUGUACGUCAUGAAGACUGACAGUGAUAUGUUUGUAAACACUGAAUACCUCAUACAUCAAAUCUUGAAACCUAACGGACAAGAACGGAAGUAUUUUACAGGAUCUCUAAUGAUGGACUUCUCCCCAAACCGCAAUAUUCACAGCAAGUGGUAUAUGCCACCUGAACUGUACCCGGAUAGACGAUACCCCAACUUUUGCUCUGGGACAGGAUAUGUCUUUUCAGGUGAUAUGGCUCAGAGAAUAUAUGUGGCCUCACUAAGCAUACCCAGGUUGCAUUUAGAAGACGUUUAUGUGGGCAUCUGUCUAGCUAAGCUGGGGAUAAAGCCAGUACCUCAAACAAACAAAAAGGUGUUCAAUCACUGGCGAGUGUCCUACUCCAGCUGCAAAUACAGCAACCUGGUAACCUCACAUGGGUUUCACCCCAAUGAGCUGAUCCAGUAUUGGAAGCAUCUCCAGAACAAUAAGCACAAUCCUUGCCAGAGAAAAGGGUAAACUCUUCUCUUUUGGGACUCGAUCUUAUUAAGUAGGGAUGACUAAUUUUUCCAAACAGAAAAAAAAAACUAAAAGAGGUUAUUUGAAGAGUUUUAGGGUGCUUUCACACUUGAAUUUCUGGUCUGCACCUUGAUUCGUUUGACGUCAAAGUAUGAUACGUUUAGCUAGAGUGAACAUGCCUUCUGAACGUGGGUGUGCACCCGUGAACCGUACCCGAGUCUGGCUGAAAGAGGUGGUCUGGAGGUAUGGUUCGUGCGAACUCUGGUACAGUUCACUUCUGAUAUGAAUGCAACCAAAUAACCGACGUGAACCGCCAACUGUACAACAAACUUUAGUUUGAAUAACGUUCAUUUGUGUGUGCAUGUCUGUGUAUCACUUACUUUGGUGACAAGCGGGACUGACCCAGUGCAAACAGUGAUAAUGUCUGCUAGUCUCCACCAAAAAAGACUUUUGCUGACAUCGCAUGAUAUUCUGAUUGUUUUUAAGGUUUUUGUGGCUGGUAGAUGCAAAAGGCUCUCUAUUUUGGUUUGGGUAACAAAAGCAAAAUAUUCAGUAAAAGCAGAAUGACCGUGAUAUGUGGACAUCUCCAUUUUGGUGCUUUGCUUUCGUGGCAGUCACCUAGCAACAGCUGUACACAAAACAUCAGCUUGAUGACGCAAGCGUACGGAGGUUCAAAAGGAAAAACAACAGUGUGAACAAACCAGUCGAGAAGGUGGCAAGGGGGGGGGGACAAUCAAACUUGGGGGUCGCACCAGGUUAUUGAAGCAAGUGUGAAAGCACCCUUACACAUCAAAGUCCAAAGAGCGUAAAUAUUCAUACAUGCAAGCAUGGUUUCUGAACUCCCUCAAACACCUUGAAUUUAGUCCAGAGUUAUCUUUUGGGAAUGUAUGUAUCAUAACAUCCUGAUCUGUUCCCCAAUUGUUUGCAUAAAGUAAUAAUAAUGUGAACUUGUGUUAUUUAUGUGGAUUUGACAUGAUCCUGUGUUUUUUGACAGUUCUUGAGAGAGAACUUGAUGUAAUACUCAUGUGAGAAUUAAACAUAUGCAAAUGUUU